GUGAUGUGGUGAUCGUUUACACAGAUUGGAGGAAACUAGUUACCCCAGAGCUGGUGAUUUUAAGUGGUUCUCAGCUAUGGAUAAACUAAAAUCGGUUUUAAGUGGAGAAGAGGCUCGAAGAGACGAUCGAACGAUCUUAGAGUUCUCUUUUCAGACUGUGAAUGAAGCCACCAGUUUGGGCUGGGGCACGCGUGUGAAGGGAUUCGUCGCCUGUUUUGUGGUGGGGGGAGCUUGCACAGUCCUGGGGGUUUGUAUGCUCUUUCUCCCCAGGGUUGGGCUCACUCUCUUCAUUGUGUUUUAUACUUUUGGAAACAUAUGUGUACUGUGCAGUACAAUGUUUCUGAUGGGGCCAGUGAAGCAGCUGAAGAGGAUGUGUGACAAAACGAGAGCGCUGGCUACAACAAUUAUGAUUACAUGCCUUGUGUUGACUCUGUGUGCAGCCUUCUGGUGGAAGAACUUUGGACUUGCUUUACUGUUUUGCAUCUUGCAAAUUUUAUCCUUUUCCUGGUACAGCCUGUCUUAUAUCCCGUUUGUGAGAGAAGCAAUACUGAAGCUCGUGGCCAUGUGCAUCAAAUAAGCCUCAUCUUUGUGAAGAUUUGGGGUGAAUGAAGUGUGUUUCACCAGGUAUCGCUCGGAGUGGUUUUGCAGCAGAGAUUUGGUGACCAGGGCCCGGUUUCAUAAAGCAGUCUAAUCUUGUUUAGUCGAAUAAACUCAGUUGAUUAAUUUUUUGACGUUAGUUGUUGCACAAAGCCCUUAGUCGUCUAAAGUUUUUAAAAGCCUGGUACAGAAGAGGCGAAAACGUCAGUGUCUUACCUCAAAAAAUGGCGGCUAUCAUGUAUCACCACUUGGUGGAACACUCAAGAGCACCCCUUCGUCACUCGUAUUGCUUCAAAAGGAGAGAUUCCUUCACUUGUGGCCAUGGUUGUAGCAGACGACUGUGUGUUUGUGACAGUUCUCACACAAGCCACCGGGUGUCGCAGUUACGAUGAGCAACACUGUGCACAAAAAGUGUUGACGGAAGUGUAGAAACUAUUAGGCUAAGAGCUAAGUACGUCAUUCUGCUGUUUGCAUGGGUACGUAAAUGUUAAUAAAGUCAGUUAACGAAACAAAGGCAACAUAGUUUAUGAGAACCACCAACCCGGAAGUAAACAAAACUGUCGCGCAUUGGAGCCGUCUCUUGGCAACAGCACGCGCCCGUGAAAACCGUAGGCUAAGAUAAGACGGCCAAUCUACAAGUUUAACCGUCGCUGUGAAACUGUGAUUAGGCGGAUAAUGUUGGCGACUAACUGUAGUCGACUAAGAAAGUUUAUUAGACUGAAAGAUUAGACUGCUUUAUGAAACCAGACCCUGGUUUCCUGCCAAUAAACCAAUCACAUUUUAAAGACUUUUAUUUCCAGAAAUGUUUUCACUGCUGUCUUGUUCACUGAGGGGAUUGAUUUUUAAUGUGUGAACUUUACUCCAGUUUUAAUACAUGGGGGUUUAUUUUAUGUGUAAAUAUUUGUAAUAGUACUGAACUUUUGCCUGUGAGAUCUGUCAGAGAUAACAAACUGCUGCGUCCUGCUUCAUAAUUCAGAAAGCACGAAGACACAAGUCCACAGUUCAAAAAUGACAUAAUUAUUUUUAUUGUCAGAAUUGUUGAAUUGUUUUGCAAAUAAUGUGACUCUGCUGAACACAGCAAGUGUCAUGUUCAUGUUUGCUGUCAAUCAGUAUUUCAUGAUCCAUUGAUAAACUGGGUGUGUUUCCCAGUGCACAGAACCUUAAAACACAGAUGCAGCAAUAAUUGAUGCAGUUCUGUAAUAGAUUAUUAUAGAAAAAGCGUGAAGCAUCACAUAAAUAAAAAUGCACGGAUUCACUUUUAAUGGAUUGACUGGAUAUAUGUGGAAACUUUUAUUACCUCUACCAAUGAAGUUGGGUGGAGAUUGUGUUUUCACCCCAGUUUGUUGUUUUGUUUGUCUGGCUGUGAACAGCCUGUAACCCACAAUUUUUUUAUAUGGUUAUGAAUUUUUUUUUUUUAUCAGAGGAUUCAUAUCCUGAUAGGCAAAAAAUUAAAUUUUCAAGGUCAUAGGUCAAAGUCAGGAAAAGUCUUGGAAAAUUCAUAACACUGUCAAAAAGGAUCAAAUUUUAUAAUCUAAUCCGGAUUACAGAUUUUAUGGCUAUUUCAAUUUAUGUCAUUAUUAUGUCUUAAUCAAACAUGCCCCAAUCACUGUCAUAUUUGAAAGUGACGUGUAAACGGGCACUGGCAGUGAAUAGACUUAAGUUUUGGGAACAGAAAUGCUUUUUGAGAAUUUGUUUGUGCAUUCCUUGGUAAAAAUUAAGUGUUAUUCAUACAGUUGCAGAAUGUUUCAGUGCAGCAGCAGCUCGGUUCAGCCCAGCAGCGCAGCUUAACAGCGUAGAUCUGUGUAACUUUCAACACUAAUAUUUGGGAAUGUGUGGGUGUCAGAGUAAGUUGAAUACUUUCCUGACAUGAUUUAAUGUUAAUUAAUUAAUUUAAUUAAUUUUACUGGUUCGAUAUCCAGGUCAGAAUGGCAUUUUAACAAGUAUGUUGCGAGUGUUUUCCUGAGUGUGUUCAGUUGCGAAUCCCCAUUGAAAAUGCAUUAACAUCUGGGAACUUCAUCAAUAUUUUGCCCGGUUAGGA
Molecule: messenger RNA, 2635 nt
Organism: Thalassophryne amazonica
Lineage: Eukaryota; Metazoa; Chordata; Actinopteri; Batrachoidiformes; Batrachoididae
Gene: sft2d2a
Product: SFT2 domain containing 2a
Exons: 8
Coding region: 77-577 (166 amino acids)
Biological process (GO): vesicle-mediated transport
Cellular component (GO): membrane
Source: RefSeq, a predicted model, not a curated record